AUGGCGGACAAACAGUCAAAAGAGGUUGUUAUUUCGACCUCAUCUUCUGUCAAACUGUCACGAUGGCGGGUUUCCGCUGGAUCAGAAGUUAGAGAAGGAAGUGUCCUUUGUUUUUAUGAAGUUUCUGGCAAAGCAGAGAGGACUGGAUCGUUUGUAACUCAGCCAAAACUCAAAUCCGCUUUUACUGGUAAAGUCCGUGAGCUGCUCGUUGCUGAGGGGGACAUCGUCCCCGCAGGGUAAGGCCAAAUCAUAGAGCACCAGACAUACAGAUCGUAAAAAGUAACGGAGAGUUUUUCCAGAUACCAAAAGAAGUUAUUUAUCAUGUUUUCUUGGAAAUACCACGUUGAGAUUGCACAUAAACUUCAGCUCACAUGCUUUCGAUGAGGUUGUUUUUGUUCAGGUCGUCUCUAUUUGAUUAAUCAAGGGUUUACAGCGCUCGAUUUUCGUCCCUAUUGUUACAGCCUGGUCGCUUAGAUUUUUAGAGAAUAACUUGUUUAAGGUGUUGGAAUGAUCAGAGGAUAUGGAUUUCAGCACGUUUUAAUGGUAUAAAGCAAUCUGCGCAGCCUGCGAAUUGUUUCAGCAAUUAAGACACUUUUGAACUUGAUGGUGACAUUUUUGUAAUGACAAGUUGUUGACAGGCGAAACUGGCAGACUGUGUUGCAUGAUUGCGAAUCUUGGUAGCUUUCGGAAGAGCUUAGAUGUCUCUUGAUCGUUGUAUUGUUGGGUAUUUUUACUGCCUUUGCGAUGUGGAAACGUGGUAUCAACUCGUGAUCAAGUAAAUGUCGUGUUAGAGCGAGUUUUGAUUUAUCUCAGUUUCGUUAGAUUUGAUUGGACAUUGACCGACCAAUCCUGAAUUUUCUUAAAUUUUCCUCUUUUUUUGGCAAUAUUAUUGUAGAAUUUUAAUGACGUGAAUUGAAUACUAGAUUUUAAAAAGACAUUUUACAUACAUGUACUAGUUUAAAGGUCCCAGCUGUUUCACACAUGACUUGGCCUGCUUCAAACACCACAGUCUUUGGGGCAAAUUAAAGUUAUUUUUAAAAGUUCCCCAACAUUUGACUGUUCAUCUAGAAAUCAUUAUGCUGGAACCCUUAAAGGCAGAAGGCUUAAAAUAAUUACCGGUAUAAGGAAAAGCUAAAUAGAUGAGAUACAUACUGCAGACACAGUCAGGGUUUUUGGGUGAAUUACACAGUGUAUCUAUAGGUUUUUUAAAACUGUAUGGUAUCUUUCACCUGCAAUAACCAAUGAUUUUGAGGUACACUAUACUACACCUUUCUCCAUUUUGUUUUUAUUCAUUGCAAACUGGAGGAAUUUUGGGUAUUUUUAUAUUAUAAUGUUAUGUUAUUUUUGCCAGGCAGAAUAGUAUCCUACAUCAACCCCCCCCCCCCCCCAAAAAAAAAAAAAAAACUGGCUGACCUUGAUACUGGAAGAGUUUUGGGUAUGUUCUCUACAAUCCUCAGAAUUUGAAGAAAGAACAGAACGCUUCUCAAUUUAGAAAGCAUGCUUUGAUCAGUAGUUUAUAUUGUCUUAAUUUUGUCGAUAAAGACUGACUAAUAAAUUCAUAGUUAUCUCAGGGAUUUGUUCAACUUAAGUUUUACAUAUUCAAGGCUGUGCUCUAAGGAAAAUUCUAGGGAGCCCAACGCUCUGUAUUUGAGUAACACAGGGUACCCAGCUGAUGAUUUCUACGCAAGAAUUGAGAUUUCCUAGUGUCGCCCAAAAGCAAAAGUAUGGCACCAGGGGCCAACAGGUGCUGUUAGAGUACGUAGCCCUGAAUUUCGUUUGAUUUUUCAGGGCACCUGUAUUGCUGAUAGAUAAAGCAACCGAGUGUGAGCACAAGAUGGUCAUGAAGGAUCUCUGCUGUGACUGUGGUGCUGAUCUUAGGAAGUAGGCAUCUACAUACUGUAACUCAUUAGGUGUUGCAAAUAACAAGUGUCUCUGUAUUUCAUAAAAAACUAAUUUUAGGUUGGUCCUGGCUUUUCUCACUGGGAACUAGUUUUUACAUCUCUUCUUAAUUGCUUUUGAAGUUCUAGCUUCUAGCAUUCUUGAGGGCUCUGGGGCACUUAGCAUUUGUCAGGCUAGCCAGACCAAUCCAGUUGUAAGGAGUAUUCCACUAUUAAUCAGAACUUUCUGGCCAGAUCCUUUUAUUCCUAAACGGUAUACACAGCAGUGAUGGGUUUAAGUAAAAAUUUAAGAAAAGCCUAAUAAUAAUAAUUUUCAAAAUGACCGGUGUGGCCACCCAGUUCUGACUUUUCGAAAGCACCCGUAAUGAAAUUGCAGGUGGUACCAAUUGAAAUAGCAUUGACAUUCUAAGUAAUCACGGAUGCAAGUGUCAUCGUAUUUCUUAAUACUCUUGUGUGGUUGAUUGGUCAGAUCCUGAGUCUGAUCCAUGGCAGUUUUCUUUCUAAUGUUUAGAGUCAUUCCCUCUUUCCUACGACUAAGGAGGCAGAGUGGCCGAGUGGUUGGUGUGCUGGACCUUGCCCCGCCCUGACUGCUAGCUGGAUUUGUUCUAAGUAGUCCUGAGUUUAAAUCGAAAUAGCCAACUGGUUCACCUACUACCAGUUGGGAUUUUUAAUCAUGUUACUUUCCAUUUAAAUUAUUUGUUUCAUUAUCCCUGAAAAGCCCCAUAAGGGGAGAGGAUAAUCAUUAAAUUAUUAUUAUUAUUAUUAUUAUUAUUAUUAUUAUUAUUAUUAUUAUUAUUAUUAUUAUUAUUAUUAUUAUUAUUACCAACCUCUUACCCCAGGGGGUGAAUCACGUGUCGAGGGAGGAAGAUGCUUGUCAGAAAAUAAGAAGUAAAUGAGACCAUUCUCUAGUUGCAGUAAAGACAUGUCAUUGAAUAUUUCUUCUUCUUCUCCUUCUUCUCAUCCUCUUCUGCUUUCUUUCUUUUUUUUUCUACGAGCACUGACCUAAGCAGUACCGGUUUGGGCUAAAACACUUGCAUUCUAAUCUAAGUGAUACUAAAAUACAGUGGCUGCAGUAAUAUUUUUACUGUCCUAAAUGAAAUGACAAACGUCACCACCCCAUUCACUCCCCCAAGCAUCUGCCAUUGAAGCUGUUGAAACAUCUAGACUGGAGUUUGGCAGAUAAAAUUUUUACGGUUGUUUUUGGUUUGUGUGGAUUAAAUAUGAUAAUAAAGAUCUAAGGAAAAUUGCAGAAAAUUAGAAUCCUAAAUCAUAAAAUCCUUCAGAAUCCACUUUAAGCAGUUUCACUGUAUUUCUGUUCAAAGACUCAAUGAAGAACAAGAUGAGCCAUCCUCUCCAACUCUGGCAUCUGUUCCUCUUAUACAUAACAUCCCUGAGUUGAAAGUGAGCCCAGAGGUAUGUAUGCAGACUUAACAUCAUUUAACUGUUUUCUACAAAACGGUGGGUCUAAGGUGCAGGUGACUUUUCCAUACAUCAGAGUACAGGUUACCAUAAUACAGAUAAUUGAAUAGCAUUAAAAGUGUCUCCUAGCCCUAAUCUCUUAACAUAAUGCUCUACUAGAUCGAGAGGAAUCUGUGUGGUUUGGUAAUUUAUCGAUGGAACAGUGACCUGUACUUUAGACACGACAUCUAAAAGAGUACCCCAACCAAAACUUAGGACACAUCUCAAACAAAAAAAUACAGCACCGCCACCUAAAAAAAUGUUGACCUCCAACUCAAAAGUUGGAACUAUAUCACCAAAAUAUCCUGAUGACAAGCCGUGAGCACAUAUAAUUUAGUACUGUAUUUAUGUACUUCAUUUACAUACUUAAUUUCUCUCCAAUGAAAACUUCCAGGUUCUAACUUUAACUGCACAUUACUGAAACAUUUCCAAACAAGACAUUAUUAUAUAGAUACAUGCAGAUGGUCCAAUUAGCAGGGAAGCUUAUAACCAAGGUAAAAUUUCUGUUCACUUAUGGAAGGCUUAUAAGCAGGGGGACUUAUAACUGUUACGGAUUACAACCAGGAAUUUAUGGUAUUUCACUUUAUUACAUUUAUUUCACCAACAACAUAUAUAUGUUACAGCACAAAGUUAAAUUCAGGUUAAAUUUUUUAACCUAAGUUGAUUUUCAAUCCUUUGUCUCCUAGCCCUAAUUCAUAAAUAAUUAGGGCUGUGAGAAAAAGGAAGUUGAGAAUCAACCUACAAUGGUUAAAAAGUUUUAACCUGAAUGUUAUUUUGACCUGUAACAUAUACAACAGAAAUAAAUUGAUUUUCUGGCCAGGACCAUGUAACAGUUGCACCUAACUUUACAAGGUCCCUUGUUCUUGUGGUACCUACAAUGUACAUGUACAUGUAACACUUGUAGAACAAAACAAAUUAUUAGUAGUAUCAUUUCCUCUCAUUUUGCUGGCUCAAUAAAGUUAUUUAUAGUUUUGUAAGCAAGCAUUUCACUAAUCCAUUGUUAGGAAGCUGAGGCCUUAGGAAAAAAGGACGAAGCCAGACUUCUUCGAACUCGCAAGCUUUCACUAAUUGUGGAUCUGGAUCAGACUCUUAUUCAUACAACAAUGGAGCUGAUUCCUGAAGAUAUGGAGGUAUGACACCCUAUGAAUCAUGAAUUAACUUGUUAUUUUUAGAAGUGCUUGUGUGGGUACGAAAAGUACACUCAACUAGAGUGCAAAAACAGGGAAAAGUGGUUACACCUUUUACUAUAUCUUUAAAUCAGAUGGCAUAUAAAUUAUGUCCAAAGACCACACAAUGUGUCACAGGGCACCCAAAGCAUUAAGGUGUUCACAGGCUGCCCAAAUAGGCAAAUUUUAUAUAUAAUUCACCUCUGUUAUUACCAGUAGAUGUAGCAAUGCCCUCUUAAUGCUGUAGCCUACUUGUUUUCCAUGAUCAAUAAUAAUAUUAUUGAUCAUGGAAAACAAAUAAGCUACAGCAUUAAGAGGGCACUGCUACAUCUACUGGUAACGACCAAGGUGAAUUAUAUAUAAAAUUUAUAUAUCAACUUAUUCUAUUGCUAUUUGAAACAUAAUUAUGCUUUAUAGAAAUAAUAGCUUUGACUUUCUGUGAUUACAUAUCUGUUUUUAUUUAUUUGCAAAAUCUUGGUGCCUUCUAUCUGUCAGUGUGUGUGCAUGAUAGGCAUAUUAAACUUUUAACUUUAAAACUUUAUUUUAAUUAUUUUUUGGUGAUAAAGCCAUCCACUAUUUUGGCCGGCUUUUUUUUACCAGUGCACUUGUUUAAAAAAAAGAUUGUAGCAAAAACAUUUUAUAAGGCUAACUUGUUGUCCUUGUUGCUUUGCUGUUGUUCUUGCUUCAUAAAUGUAAAGGCUUUUCGCAUUUUAUGAAAGUCAAAGUUUUGUCGAAAUAUGCAUUGAAAAGGCUUGAAGGAAAACCAGACAUUUCAAGGGUGUUCCCUCUUCUUCAGUGAUUUCAAAAGCAGCUAAAAUGCACGCACCACUUGACAUUCAAAUGGAAAACAACAAUAAAGACAUUUACAUUUUGCAGAGUAACUACAUGUAUGAUGUAAUGCAUAUGCAAUGUAGGAUCUUGUUCACCAUCAAAAUAAUAGUGUUUUUCGCCAUUAAAUAUUCACAGGAUGUUCAUCAUUUUCAACUGCCUGGUUACCCUGUGUGGUACCAUACAAAGAUCCGACCUGGAGCUGUGAAUUUCUUGAAGAGUAUUUCAGAACUGUAUGAACUGCACAUCUUCACCAUGGGAUCAAGAAUGUAUGCUCAUACCAUUGCUCGAAUGUUAGACCCUGAUGGAAAAUUGUUUGCUUAUAGGAUUCGCUCACGAGAUGAAUGCUUCAAUGCAUUUUCCAAAUCCCAUGAUAUGAGGUCAGUACACAAUAAUGCACAUACUAUGUAGUUCUGUGUUCUGUAGUCUCCUUAUUGUUGUUUUCAGUUGUUUAUUCACCUCUUACGAAACAAGGGGACUGGAGCAGAAGUGUGUCCUGCAAUAAUUGUUUCUUGGAUCAUUACUUGGGAUGCACUGGUCAGCUACUGGCCAAUUCUUUUUCCCUGUCUCCAGUAACAGUCCAAGAAGUCUUUGCAAAAGUUAACCCAUUCACCCCUGGAAAUUUUGCUGAAAAAUGCGUUUUGAAGUUAGUCUAGCGGUUUUCUGGUUACUGCCGUGCUAUAUAGAGCUAAAACUUACCAUAAAGCCAUUCUGAUCCAGGUGCAAAAUAUUAGCUUGCAAUGUUCAGGCAUGCACGGAAAGCAAAAUUUCGAGAUAGUGGUUUUGGGUGUAAAAGUGACACUGCAGUCUUUAGGAAGUUUUUAGGAAGGCUUUUAGGAUCUUAGGAUUAGAUGAAAGGAAAGGUUCGUGGGUAGUGAAACAAGAUUUUCAUGGAAUUUUCAUUUCAAUGUUACAUGGUUUUUUGCCUUUUUCUCUGGUGUCCUUGAAUGAAUUGUGCUCAUUCUGGUUUUGUUUGAAAGAUUUCUUCACUCUGCACAAGUUAGCGGACAAAGUUGUCCCUGACCAUUAAAACUUAUCAUGUCACACGUGGUAUCUACACGGGUAAUUAUGGACGGCUCAGGGGUGAACCGGUUAAAUUGGACCACUUUUGUUCUUGUGUCUAAAGUGGUGAAAUAACUUUGAGAUAUAAAUACAUCUUUUAAAGUGAGGCAGAUAGGUCUCUCAGUAUCGCAUACUGCUUCUCCUUGGAGGCAUUAGGCUUUAAAACCUUCCUUGUCCUCCUGCAUUGUCUUCCUGCUUCUUUGACAAAACUAGUCACCUUAGACAGUUUCUCAGUCUGAUCAGUGGCUGUCACUGAUUUAUUUGUUCAGUUAUUGUGGUGGUGAGUCAAUUACUCAGUUGCUCAGUCACCUAGUCCAUUAGUCACUCAGUCAGUCUGUCAGUGUAUUAGUCACGCAGUCAGUCUGGUAGUCAAUUAGACACACAGUCUGUCAGUCAAUUAAUCAGUCAUUCACUCAGUCAGUUAGUCAUUUAGUCACUUAGUCAAGUCAGUCUGUCAGUCAACUAGUCAGUAAGUCACUCGGUCAGUCUGUCAGUCAAUUAGUCAAUCAUUCACUCAGUCUGUUAGUCAUUUUGGCACUUAGUCGAGUCAGGCUGUCAGUCAGCUAGACAAUAAGUCACUCGGACAGCCUGUCAUGGUCAGUCAAUUAGUCAGUCUGUCUCUUCGUUAGUCAAUCAUUCAGUCAUCCGGUCAAUGAGUCACCCAGUCGGUUAGUCACGGACAAUUUUAAGUCACUUGAAUAAAUUCUAAUAACUGAGGGUCUGAUAAUAUAAUUAAUUCUUUUACAGGUCACUGUUUCCAUGUGGUGACAACAUGGUUUGCAUAAUCGAUGAUCGAGAAGACGUCUGGAAUUUCGCCCCUAACCUCAUCCAUGUGAAACCGUAUCAGUUUUUCAAGGGGGUGGGAGACAUAAAUGCCCCACCUGGAUCCACCCCUUCCCCCGAAGAAGAAUUUACGUCCCCUGCAGAAGAAGUUGGUGAAAAGAACAAUCAGGAGAAAGAUAUCGAAGCUGAAGAAGUAAAUUCUCUGGAGACUGAAGAUGUUGCACAUCAAGAGAAGAAUGAUGACACAGUAUUCAAAGACAACAAAAAAUCCGAAGAGACAGAAAUUGACGUAGUCUUGAACGAGAAGAUGAGCUUGGGAAAGUCGGAAGAAAAUGUGGAAGUUACUGAGGACAAAAUACAUCCCGUUGGUGAAGGUGUCGAUGAAAUUAACGCAAAGAAAUCUUCUGUUGACGAUGUUAAAUCAAACGUGGAUUCCUCGAAAGUGCUUGAGAAUGGACAAAGUGAAAAUGCUGAUGACGAAACGAAACCUGAAGAAUCUAACGAGACCAAAGAAAUAAAUCAAAAUGAUAAGGAGGAGAACGAAGAGGGUGAAAAGAACAAUAACGGUGAUACAAAAGGUGAUAACGAACAAACCACUUCGAUUUGCAAUGAUGAAAUAACAGGCGAAACACCUGAGAAGAGUUGCGAGGGAGGUGAGUGUUGCUUUCGGAAGAUGAUUUUUCGAACAGCACAUGAGCAUGAUGGCGUUAAUUUGCUUAAGAAUUCUUCAGUUUUGUUGUUUUCUUAUGUGUAAGUGUAGUGUAGUGUGAUGUGGAGUAGUGAUGUUACGUUUCGUGUCAUUUUGUGUAUUAAAAUGUAGUGUAUUGUAGUGUGAUGAAGUGUAGUGUAGUGUAGUGUUGUGUAGUGUUGUGUAGUGUAGUGUUGUGUAGUGUAGUGUAGGGUAGUGUGGUGUAGGGUAGGGUAGUGCAGUGUAGUGUAGGGUAGGGUAGUGUAGUGUAGUGUAGGGUAGGGUAGUGUAGUGUAGUGUACUAGGGUAGGGUAGGGUAGGGUAGGAGGGAACUAGACUGAUGUCGCGUUUUUGUUUCUCGUUAAUUUUUUAUUUAUUUUUUCUUUAGUGCAAACAAAGUUCAAGAAAUCACAAAAGUACUCGUACGAGUUCGGUGAUGGUGAUGACGAUUACCUUCUUCACCUCGAGGACGUUUUGAAACGAGUACACGAAGUGUUUUAUAAGACUUUAGACGAGAUAAAGUCUAUUUCUGCCGAAGAACUCAAAGGUAAUCCAAACUCUACAAGCGGUGUUAAGUACUGCACCCCUGGAACAACUACCCCGGAUGCAAAAGCCAUUGUGACUGAACUACGCCGUGAUGUGUUACUCGGGGCGAACAUUGUAUUUACUGGAGUUAUUCCUACGUCUACUAAGCAAGAAGAGAGUUAUCCUUGGCGUGUUGCGUGUGCGCUCGGCGCCAAAGUAAGCAACACGAUUGUAACACCCAAGGACACGACAAACCCUAGUGACGUAACCACUCACGUGAUUGCGGGGAGAUUAGGCACGGAGAAAUCAUACCGGGCGGUUAAAACCCGGGGAGUUAAACUUGUGAAUCCCGGCUGGCUUUUGUGCUGUUCCGAGCGCUGGGAAAGGGUGGACGAGCGUUUGUUUCCUGUAGAGGGCUUAGAGAAAUACAAACAACAGAUUCGGGAUCAAGGUACCCCUCGCGGGACUCCCCGGGAUACUGUAAUGGAAAAUGAUGACUUAGGUACGGGUGAUACUGGUGAGGACGCGGAAAACAAAACUAGAUCUGAAUCUGUUAGCAGCGUCGACAUUCUUAUGUCAACUUUAAACCCUUUACUGUCCUUUUCGCCGUCGGAAGUAGAGGCAAUGGACAAGGAAGUGGAGGACCUUAUGAACGCUAGCGAUGAAGAAAGCGACUUGAUCGGAAGCGUGUCGGAUUCGAGUAGUUCUUCGGAUUCCGAAGACUCUAAGUCGACGAGUAAAAGAAAGCGCGGUGAGGAGGAAGAAUCGCAGGAGGACGCCAAUAAUGAAUCUCCAAGUAAAAAAAGAAAAGUUAGCGACGAUGUUGACGAUGAUGAAGUAAAAGAUAUUGAUAACGACAACGACCACGAAGGAGAAGGGGGAUCAGAAGAUUCAAGCAAGUCUGAUUCAGAUGACGAUUAUACACAUCGCUCCUCACCGAGCGAUGAUGAUGACGAUAUGGCGGCCAUGUUAGAUGCGGAGUUAGCACAAUCAUAA
Porites lobata is the source of this 9404-nucleotide messenger RNA. Lineage: Eukaryota; Metazoa; Cnidaria; Anthozoa; Scleractinia; Poritidae. The record is from the annotation of a GenBank genome assembly.